Messenger RNA from Saccoglossus kowalevskii, 1825 nucleotides. RefSeq lists its product as uncharacterized. NCBI's taxonomy places the organism in Eukaryota, Metazoa, Hemichordata, Enteropneusta, Harrimaniidae. The record is from RefSeq and is a predicted model, not a curated record.
AUGGAUGACGAAAAUGGUGGCCUUGUUGACCCUGCAAUUGUUGAAUUUGAAUACCUUCCUGAUCUUCGUAGUUUCUAUGAUUUCUGCGAAACCCCUAGCAGUAUUGAGUGUCGUACAGUGAUUGAACCGUUUACACUAUCGUACGAAACUGGACAGACCGUACACUGUGAUUUACCCGAUGGCUUGAUAUGCUUUCAUGAAGACAAUGUGUCCCCUUGUAUGAACUACAAGAUUCGAUUGUGUUGCCCGUUGCCAUUGGAAAAUAACGAACUAUGUGUUGGUGACAAUUUAUAUAAAAUGGUUUGGCAAGGCUCCCUGACGUGGCACGACGCAGAUACACAAUGCAAGGACCUCUUCGCUCCAAGAGGCUUUGUUGCCGGUUUAGCUAAUUUAGAAUCUAACAGUGUACGAAACUCGGUGAGAAAUUUCACAAAGAAUGUUCCGGGAUUGUCCGACCCAAAAGGGAAAGGCUACUGGAUUGGGUGUCACGACGAGGAAAAUGAAGGCAUAUUCGUAUGGUUGAAUGGAGAGAAGGUUAAUGUGCCUGACAGUGCCUGGUAUUCCUAUCCAAACAACAAAUAUACCGGUAAUUGCGAUGCAAAAGAUGGGGACCAGGAUUGUUGUCAACUGUGGAAAAGACCAAAAAAUGACCCUACCUUCAAAAUGGAUGAUGUGUGCUGUACAGAUAAAAAGGCUUUCAUUUGUGAAGUUCUGUCGGUUGUGGUGAUAUAUAUCAUCGCCAAACGCUCCCCACCCCGUGACAAUAAAGACUUACAGAUGAACACUCUACCAGGGAUGUCUGUUAUGAGACCUGUAUUUGAGACAAGCUCUUGUCUUGUCUAUACAGUUGAAUAUCCCCAACAUGCACCUCUCAUACAUACUGCGCGUUAUGUAUUGUUUCAUAGAUACAUAGAGUUAGAGGUUAAUACGCAAACAGAGUGUGGGAAUUGGACGCAGUGGAUGGAUGACGAAAAUGGUGGUCUUGUUGACCCUCAACUUGGUGAAUUUGAAUACCUCCCUGAUCUUCGUAGCCUCUAUGAUUUCUGCGAAACCCCUAGCAGUAUUGAGUGCCGUACAGUGCUUGAACCGUAUACACUAUCGUACGAAACUGGACAGACCGUACACUGCGAUUUACCUGAUGGAUUGAUAUGCUUUCAUGAAGACAAUGUUUCCCCUUGUAUGAACUACAAGAUUCGAUUGUGUUGCCCGUUGCCAUUGGAAAACGACGAACUAUGUGUUGGUGAUAAUUUAUAUAAAAUGGUUUGGCAAGGCUCCCUGACGUGGUACGAUGCAGACAUACAAUGCAAGAACCUCUUCGCUCCAAAAGGCUUCGUUGCCGGUUUAGCUAAUUUAGAAUCUAAUGAGGUACGAAACUCUGUGAGAAGGUUCAUAAAGAAUGUUCCAGGUUUCUCCGACCCAAAAGGGAAAGGCUACUGGAUUGGGUGUCACGACGAGGAAAACGAAGGCAUAUUCGUAUGGUUGAAUGGAGAGAAGGUUAAUGUGCCAGACAGUGCCUGGUAUUCCUAUCCAAACAACAAAUAUACCGGUAAUUGCGAUGCAAAAGAUGGGGACCAGGAUUGUUGUCAACUGUGGGAAAGACCAAAAAACGAUCCUUCCUUCAAAAUGGAUGAUUCCUGCUGUACAGACAACAAGGCUUUCAUCUGUGAAGUUCCUGGAUAUUGCGCACGUCCAUAGAAGACGAUGUCACACCGGUAUAUGUGGUUUAUAAGACGUGACAAUUAUACACAAUGAUAAGUAAUCAUUUACAAUAUAAAUGAUAUGUAAAUUACCGACACAUUCUCAAUUAAAUUCAUCAUUCACCAAU